AUGUGCCCGCGCCAACACACCUUCUUUCGCUCAGGCAAGUCGCAAGAGGCCCACAACAGUUCUUCGUUGGAGAUAAUAUUCGGAAAAGUUUUGAGCACUUGCCUAUCAGGCGAGACCAAAGCUACUUACUACUAUUGCAAGGGUGAAUGUCUGACGAAGAAGGAGGUAGUAGGAGCGGGGGAGGGCGAGCGCAGAGGCUGUAAAUCAACGACCUACCUAAAAACAGCCCACACCGCAGAGCGUCUAUGGCCCUGGUUCCAUCUCGCGUGGCCUCCAGAACAUGAGAGCAAACGCAGGGCAAAGUCGUCCUGCGGUGCCCUCGUCAAUUCGUCCCUGCGUCGCAGCAUCCUAUCUCGUACCGCUAAAUCUCGCCUCCAACAAUGUGUUCCUCCUCCUCGAGAGGCCAACACCACCACCACCACCAGAUAUUCCAAGCUUCGUCUACAGAGUGGAACACUUCUGGGGAAGGACGCCCAUGGCGCACUCUACCUUCCAUCGCGGACCGCAAUGCCCUCACCGAAUAAGGCAUCUCGUCCGUGCGGUGGAGAAAUUCCCGCAAGCCGCUUUCAGAGCGAUUCCUGCCAUUCCAGCAGAGGACUCAAAGGUGGGUGUGCUGUCCGUGGCCCUGCACCUGCCCCGCUAAACGGACACGAAGGUCUUGACCACAUUUUCACAAUCGGCUCCGACCCGGUAGCGCAGCCUCGAAGAGAGUCAGCAUGCGCCAUGACGUGUCGCGGGACGUGGCCCUGGGCGGUGCCUGGGCCUGCGUCGCUUCCUCUUCUCGACUUGCAUGACGCCCUCACUUCAUACACCAACCUAGCUGGCUCAUCGCAUCCACACCGCUGUUUCCUCCAUACCAGCGGAGACACGGCAGCAGCCAUGGCGUUGGAAGAAGAGGGAGCAAUGUCCAGUGGGCAACAGGGCACCUUCGAGGUAUCCCCUCUUGCAUCGCUGCACAAGUACAUCACCCUUCCUCUUGCCCUCCAUAUUCCUCCUCUGCCAAGUCUGCACUAUCAAGCUGUGCCAACCUCUCCAUCCGCUGCGUCUUCAGAAGUUUCCUUGCAUGAUACCCAUGAUACCCUAGAACCUCAAAAUGCAACAAUCGGCAACAACCUACGCCUUCAGUCGCUGGUCCUUCAACCGCCUCCCCUGGACCUAGACACCAUCUCCUUCCUCCUCGAUGCAUCCAAUGCCGCAUAUGCCAUUGAGCCUUUUGCUCAACUGUUUCAGCUACUGGACAAGGCCGAUGCGGAUCCUCACUUUGAGAAUCUCAUUGCCUUCUUCGACGCCCGGUAUGAUGGCAAGACUGGGGUCCUCGAAGGUGCAGAGGUACUUGAAGACCCCCGCGAUCACGAUCAUCGGCUGCGCAGUGCUAGCGGCACGCAUAGGCAGGGCGUGCUAGGGCGCAUGGUAUCGCGCCGGACUGGCAAUGCUUCGAGUCGCAAGGCGAGCUCAGCUGCGACCUCGGCCAGAUCGGGCAGGCCCUCGACUUCACUGGGUCAGAGCGGCACUCUCUUGGCCUCGCUUCGGCGCUCAGGUAGUGUCGCUGCAGGCUCUCCCAUGUCCCCUAUCGAGGGGGGUAAUUCGCCCGUGAUGCUGAUGGGCGGAGAGGGCGAGAGCGUGUUUGUGGAUGAUGACGGAGACGCCUUUGCCAUUGCUUCUUCCACUGGUCAUGAGACAUACGAUCUCGCUCCUGCGAAUACCGCUGCUGCUACGAUCGGCCCACCUCGCUACGCGCCGCAUCUCGUGGUCCCGUCGCGCAGCGAGCCCGGCAAGGCUCGGUCCGUGGCCUUUCCUGUCCGGUUGGAUCUUCACAAUGCCGGAAAGGGCCUCUGCCCUCCACCGCCGCUCCCCACCUCCCCUACAGGAGGUGGUCCGCGUGAGUGGUCACAGCAGCAGCCUACCUCACCCACUUCUCCUUCCUAUGCGGCCGUUGAUAUGGGCAGUAGCAGGAGCUUCAGCCGUGGUUCUCGGGUGCGUUCCCCUUCUCAGGCGUCCGGCCUCGAGGGUGGAACGGGCUCGGGCUUCACAUCCAGCUUGAAGAGGAUCAUCUCACCCGACAGUGCCAUUUCCGGCCAUUCAGGCUACUCCGCCCAUUCUAGCGAUCCGCAAGAAGACGUGGGAGGCACUCCUCUCGGGCCUCGCUCUACUCAUGAUUCGGCUGGCGCUUCUAGCCUCGGAGGCAAGCAGCAGCAGCCGCCGCCUUCACGACGACGAACCUCGACCAUAUCCCGCAUCCUGAGCUUCCGAAAGGGCAAGAAGCGGGAGCCAAGCUUUGGUGGGAGUGUCUUCAGCGGAGGCGGCUCUUCCGAUGUGGGCGGAGAGGAUCCUUCGCUGAUGGAGGAGUACGAGUCGGAAGAGGUGCCCCCUGUACCUCCCGUCCCGGCUCAUCUUCUUCCCCCUCUGACUAUUCCGAACGGCCGAGAGGGGCAAGACGCUUCUCAGAAGAGCAAAGUGUUCUCACCUCUGGAGGAAGGCAUGGGCGGUCUAGUGCUCUCGCCCACUUCUGCCGCUCAGGCGACUCCCACCUUAGGAACGGCUGCUACGACUGCUCAGCUCUCUGAGGAUGGCCAACCCUAUGGUAGCCAUUUGCUCUAUACUACGGACGAAGGGGGCUUGCGGUCGUCCUCACCGCCAGAAGACGGUGGAGGGGAUGAACCUGCUUUUGCGUCCGCAGACGGGGUGACUUGGGCCGGUGCCGCGGCAGCUGAGGGUGGCGGCGCCCUCAAAGACUUCCUCUCCCUCUUUCGCGAGGCAGCAGAGACCGCUCUGAAGCUUCCGGCCAAAGUGGAGGAUCAUCCACUCGGCUCCCCUUCGACGAACGGGAACAGCGCCGAAAACGGGAAUGGGAUGAGUGACAAGGCCAAAGGAAAGCAGCCUGUGCCUGCUAUGACGCUCAGUCCCAUGGGCACGCCAUCGUCUGAGAGAGCAGCGGUGGGUCACGGUGAUAGCCUCUUCCCACCUGUCGCCUCACCGGGUGCCAGUCGACGAUCUUCCUCCCAUCGCUCGCGCCGGAGUGUUUUUGGUGACAUGGAUUCGCCCGCUCUGAAGAGCCCGGGACAAGAGACGCUUCAUGAUCUGGACAAUGGUGAUGACGAGGCUGACUUGUUUACUCGGGCGCGCCAGGGCAAGACAUCUAAUGAGGUCGAACCAUGGUGGCCCUCUGGAGGGAUAGAUCCUCUGCCAGUGUCCAUUCUCUCCGCUCUUGGUCUGGCUUUCGGUUGGAAGGGGACCUUGGCGCUUUGCUAUGGUCCUGGGUCACCCGUCACGAGGGGCGGAAAGGGGGGAGAGCUGGGCGCUUUGGGCAGAGCGGUCGCCAUGGCAGCAGCCGAGAGGCGGGGAGAGGCAUUCACAGACUCAUCGAACAGCGCAGCAGAUGCUGGCAAGAAGAACGACUGCCGUACCCUGUCUGAUUGGCAUCGUUUGGCUACAUCCAUUAGCAAGUGGGUCGAGCUGUACGAGAUGACUCGGAUCCGUUCUGGCCUCUCGCGGGAAAUCGGCCUCGAUCCGACACCAGCACCUGGCGUUGCCUCGGAACCGCUGGCCACUCAAGCCCAGUACUCUCUGACCUCUGGAGUGAUACCUGCCGCUGUGGCAUCCGACGCCUCGCGGCGAUCUCACGCCUUCCGAAGGCGACUGGGUAUCCCCGAGGGUCUUCCAGCGAACGAUGAUGGUGUAGAGCUGGGCGACUACCGCUGGUCACGAUCCAAGCUGGGCCCAGCCAGCGCAGCGACUAGUCUGACGCUAGCGGGCGCGUCCCUGGCACACUACCUUGGGGCAAUCGACGGUAGCGACUUGAGCUAUUCUUCCGCUUGGGAGCUCGACUACCUUGAGGCUCUUGUCCUCAAGAGCCCUGUCAUUGCUGAGCGCUUCCCCGCUCCGAUUGGAAGAGCCGUCGCCCUCCCCAUCGCGGAAGAGCAAGACGGACAGUAUCCCAGGGGCAAGCCUUGUCCAUACCCGCGCCCUGAUGGGUCCUUUGAUGCGAGCGAGUGGGAACGGUGGCUCCGAGGCGGCAAACUCGAAGAGAGCCAGCAAGGCGGAGGACUGAAGGGCGGCGACGUUCUGACGCCAGCAGUGAGCGUACAAGCCUGGUGGGCAUGCAUUGCCAUCAUCUCUUCCAGCACGGGAGCUAAUGACGCUACCAUCGACCUGCAGAUUCUCGGAAAGGACGAGGACUGGAGAGACGUCGCCUGCACUGAGGAGCCUGAAGACUCCGGAGCCGUGUACAUCUAGUUGAACAUUGUCAAGCACGCUCAGUCGCUUUGCCUCAUAUCCCAAUGUCAGCGCGCCAUCUUACCCUACGAAUGGGCACGGUCCCGUGUUUAUACUCAUAUGUCAAUGGAAUGCGUCACCCCCGUAUGCGAAAUACUCAAGUGCGCCGGCGGCCCAUUCAAAAGAAGCAAGACCGCGUAAAGCGCCGCACUCGGACUUGUUUGGCAAAAUUUGGCUUAGUCUGGAUGCUAUGCAAUUCCUCCCAUAUAAAUCAGAACGCGUUUCGACAACACAAGAUCUCUGCGGUGACUGCUACAAUUUUGCGGGCCGAACGACUUUUCU
Messenger RNA from Microstroma glucosiphilum, 4554 nucleotides. RefSeq lists its product as hypothetical. Lineage: Eukaryota; Fungi; Basidiomycota; Exobasidiomycetes; Microstromatales; Microstromataceae. The coding region runs from base 1 to 4233 and encodes 1410 amino acids. The transcript is spliced from 4 exons. The record is from RefSeq and is a predicted model, not a curated record.